UGUUGUGGUGGUGGUGACGUGGCUCAGAUCUCACUGACCAUCACCAGGUCAUUUGUGAUUGGUUGAAAGCCCUGCUCCCUGAUUGGCUGAGGAGAACGUGACGUUAUUUGAAUGCGCCGAAAAAGAAGAAGGGGGAGAAAUGGAGAGAGUUUUGUGUGAGGAACACGGAACUGCUUGUUUCCUGAAGACAGGAGUACGAGAUGGAGCCUCCAAAGGAAAGAGUUUCUAUAUCUGCGGAGCACGCCAUGGAUCUCCAUGUUCAUUCACACAGGUCGCUGACGUUCCUGUGUCUCACUGCCUGCUCCAUGAAGGUUCGAUGGUGGAACUCCAAGCCCUCUUCAGAAAAUUGAAUACUGAACCAUACCGGUCAUACUAUCGAUGUGUUGAAGGGAAGGCAGAUGGAAUGAAGUGGUGUGGAAACAUACCCUGGCAGGAAUCCAAAUCAAAACCGUCAUCAGUUGAAAGAAGUAGCCAGCGUGUUCCAGAAGUGUCCCACCAUUCCAAGAAGCAGGAACGCAAUCCUUUCAAAACUAAAAGUGAGAAUCACAAACCAUUGGAUUGGAAAGAUGUCACUAAAAGCAGGCAGAAGAACGAGACUGAGUGUGAACAAUCCCUGAAGCACAACAAGAAUGCAAAUGAGAUGCUGAAACCAAAGUAUCUGUUGGAAGCUAGUGAGCAGGAAGCAAAAGAGUUUCUUGAAGCGGUGAAGACUGAGAAAAAGUCGUCUGACAUUGAAAAGAUUGACCGCCGUAAAGCAGCUGAAGCAAAAAUAAAUCCUGGUGUUAAAUGUCAGGUAGGAACAGAGGAAUCUGAUUUUAAGGAAAAAAGGAGUGUUCAAGAUAGAAUGUCUUUAAAGCCAUCCAUACGUUUGGAAAAUGAGAAAGGAACAAACUCAAGGUCAUCUCAAGCCGGGGAGGAAGAUAAAGUGCACUUAUGUAGAAGAGAGAAUGUCCGUAAAGAAGUAAUGGUGAAGCAAUCGUUGAAGUAUAGGGAUUUUACAACAAUAGAGAAUGUAUCCUCGAAAGGACAACAGCCAAGUGACAGAGCAGUGUUAAAUCAUAAAAGUGAAGCCAGGUGUGAAGAUGAAAAACUCAGCAGCACUGAUGGAUGUUGUGUGAUCAGGUCAUCCCAGCAGACAGAAGAGGAAGAUGGUAAGGAAAGCAACUCAGUGCCGGUACAAAGAGCCAAAACUAGACCUGGUGAUUCUGGGCAUUGUUCAGUUCCUUCUCUAAAUGCCACUGAAUCAAGUAGAAAAACGAACAAGGCAAACAAAUUGCCUGAGCUCAUUCACACCGAAACGUGCGCUCAAAAUGGAGAGAAAAGUGGCCCCAUUGAAUCAGGGCAAGCUAUACCCAGGAGCGAGGUGGUGGGUGUCAAGCAGACGGCAGAUAUGAAGAAACCCCAGAUAAUUAAUGGACAGAGAACACUCCUAUCAUUUCCUGGGUUUGAACAUGUACCUCAGCACACGCAAAACAAGAAAACUAUGCGUGAGCAGCUGACCAUUCAGCUUAAACAAAAGAAGACUACUCUGGCAACUGUGAACAUUGCUGCACUUCCUGAUAAAGGUCAGAGGUUAAUUAAUCAGGUCAAAGACCUGGAAGAUGCACUCAGUUCACUCUGUCUGUCUGCUGCAGAUGAAACAGAAGAGAAAGGAGAGAAGACAACGGAUACUCAAACCAAUCCCUUUGACAAAAGCCGUGCCUAUUUAGAUAAAUCGGUGCCUUAUCAGGAUUCCAGAUUGGGUGCAGAAGCUUCAUGUUUUAAUAAUGGUUCCUACGCAGGAUCAAGCCAUUUUUAUACUCCGGCAUAUGGAGCCACUCCGCAUCAGCAGAGCCUAUAUGGGGGUCGAAUGACUGAAGACAAGCAUCUUGCUGUCAAGAAUGUAACGAGCGAGGCUAUUGAACAUCUCCAUAAAUCAUUGGAGUCCUGCCCGACUACAUCAGAUGAGGUUGAGAUUCCACGACAUCUCAAGGUCCAGUUGCUGCCUCACCAGAUACAGGCAUUGGCAUGGUUACUAUGGCGAGAAACACAGCAACCGUCAGGUGGCAUUCUAGCGGAUGACAUGGGUUUGGGGAAAACACUGACAAUGAUUGCAGUCAUCCUAGCGCAACGGUAUAAGGGGACGAAAGAAAACAAGAAAGAAGAGAAAAGGCUAACUGAGUGGAUCUCUAAAUAUGAUAAUGCUCCUGUAACAUCCAGUGGGACACUAGUGAUCUGUCCAGCGUCUCUAAUAUACCACUGGAAAAAUGAAAUUGAACGGCAUGUUACUGGAAGGAAACUGAGUGUGUACCUGUACCAUGGAGCAAAGCGAGAGAAACAAGCAAGAGUGCUGUCAGAAUUUGAUGUAGUGGUGACAACCUACAGCCUUGUUGCAAAGGAGCUCCCGGUGAAGAAGGAAGGUGGAGAACGUGCAGGCAAAGAUGAUGUUAAGAAGGAUGACUUGGCUGCUGGAAAGUCUUUUCAUUCUCCUCUGCUGAAGGUGACCUGGGCCCGAAUCAUUUUGGACGAAGCUCACAACAUUAAAAACCCCCAUGUGCAGACAUCAUUGGCAGUGUGCAAACUCCAAGCUGCAGCACGUUGGGCUGUCACAGGGACACCCAUCCAAAACAACCUACUGGAUAUGUAUUCGCUGCUCAAGUUCCUUCGUUGUUCCCCGUUUGAUGAGUUCAAGCUGUGGAAGAAUCAAGUGGACAACGGUACAAAGAGAGGUGGUGAACGCCUGAAUAUUAUCACCAAAAGCCUUUUGUUGCGCCGAUUGAAGAACCAACUUAACUCUAGCGGGGAACCACUGGUCUCCUUGCCUCAACGAUUUAGCCAGUCUCAUAAAUUAAAACUGUCGGAAAACGAGCAAGCUGUUUACAAUGUCCUGUUUGCUCGUUCCAGAUCAACUUUGCAGUCCUAUCUAAAGAGACACGAGGGCAAGAAUUACAAAACGAGUUCCUCAUCAGGUUCUGACAAUCCCUUCCACAGAGUGGCCCAGGAGUUUGGAGUUGAGCCGACUGCCGCUGGUCAUUUUGUAAGCCAGAAGGCUUCUCACAGCUCGAGCACUGUCCAUAUCCUUUCCUUACUGCUGAGGCUUCGGCAGUGCUGUUGUCAUCUCUCCCUGCUGAAGAUGACUCUCGAGCAAACAGAAAUGGAAUCUGAGGGUAUCAGCCUGUCCCUGGAGGAACAGAUGAAUGCAAUGUCAUUGACAGAGGUCACAACUUCCGAGCCCAAAUCAAUGGUCCUUUUGAAUGGUACUAGCUUCGAAGCUGAACUUUUUGAACAAACCAGGGAGAGCACAAAGAUCACCGCACUGUUGACAAAGCUAAAGGCAAUCAGCAGCAGCCGAGAGCCACAGAAAAGUGUGGUGGUCUCUCAAUGGACCAGCAUGCUGCGUGUAGUGGCAGAACACUUGGAUCGGAUCAAGCUGAGCUAUGUAACCAUAGAUGGCUCUGUGACUCCUAAACGGCGCAUGGAUUUUGUGGAGGAAUUCAACACUAACCCGAAAACUAUUCAGGUCAUGCUGGUCUCUCUGUGUGCUGGGGGUGUGGGUUUGAAUUUGAUUGGAGGAAACCACCUCUUCUUAUUAGACAUGCACUGGAACCCAGCGCUGGAGGAGCAGGCCUCCGAUCGAAUUUACCGCGUAGGGCAACAAAAGAACGUCACCGUGCACAGGUUUGUGUGCGAGGGAACUGUCGAAGACAAAAUUUUUGAACUGCAAGAGAAGAAAAAAGAACUGGCAAAGAAGGUGUUAUCAGGGACUGGAGAAUCCUUCACUAAGCUCACACUGGCGGACCUCCGGAUUCUUUUUGGUGUCUGAGUUUUAGAGGAAGGAUGUUCAGCAAAUCUAAUUGUUGAUCAACAGAGCACUCUUAACAGUUCUCAUUAAAGAGAAUCCUAGAGUCUGUCAAUCUACAGAAAAGAGCCCAGUUGAAAAUACUGGAAGUCCUGAACAUUUUUUGCCAAAUAUAUAUACUGUAAUAGUUAAUUUGAAAUCUUAUGAUCGCAACUUACAAUAAUUACAUUGCUUUUUGACCUAUUUCCAUCUAUCAAGAGUGCCUCACUUCCUUUCCCAGCGCUCAACUCAAACUCUUCUGGAGGCAUGGGGAAGAGUACCACUUGGUUCAUAUACCUGAUACAGUUAGAUCAUAAAGAGCCUGAUGAGAGAUUUCUUUUGACAAAAGUGCAACAAUGCUUUCAAAUGUCUUAUCACAAAACCUAAAGGUUUCAAUUUUAUUUUAAAAACUUGAUGUUUGCUAUUAUCUGAAGGCAGGGGCCCAAUGCAUCACUAACAAUAAAUUAUUUUAGUUAAUGAA
Messenger RNA from Callorhinchus milii (elephant shark), 4298 nucleotides. RefSeq names its product transcription termination factor, RNA polymerase II (gene ttf2). Gene Ontology annotation, molecular function: ATP binding; zinc ion binding; ATP-dependent chromatin remodeler activity. The coding region runs from base 140 to 3802 and encodes 1220 amino acids. The record is from RefSeq and is a predicted model, not a curated record. The transcript is spliced from 23 exons. Lineage: Eukaryota; Metazoa; Chordata; Chondrichthyes; Chimaeriformes; Callorhinchidae.